Blepharisma stoltei is the source of this 4873-nucleotide messenger RNA. NCBI's taxonomy places the organism in Eukaryota, Ciliophora, Heterotrichea, Heterotrichida, Blepharismidae. The record is from the annotation of a GenBank genome assembly.
AUGGAGGAUUUGCCUAUAGAAAAUAUUGAAGACAGCAGCUCAGAUUCUAAUGCAUCAUUUUCGAGCUCAGACUAUAAGGAAAGCAGGCAAAAUUUAAAGAAAAACCUCAUAACAGAUAUAAAAGAGUUUAAAGAGCACCAUAAAGACUGCCAAGAAAAUCUUACUUCCCCUUUAAAAGCAAGCAAAAUCAUUGGAAAAAUUAAACCUCCUUAAGAUCAAAUAAUUUUCUCAUGUAAAUUGUCUAUAAUAAAUAUUUAAUAAUUUUUAUAGCAAGAUCUCUAGCUAAUUAUAUUAAAUUUAUCACAGUUGCUAUUCUUAAGCACAAAUUUGGAAUAGAAAAGCAAUUUUUUAUUUUUUUUAAAAACAAAUAACUCCCUUUCAGCAGAGCGAGCAAGAUUUUAUGUUUGCUCUUAAAUUAGGAAAGAUUAGCUACUUAUUACAGCAAGCUGAAAAAUAUGCCAAUUUUCUAUUUUAUAAUGAUGAAGAAACAUCUGAAGCUUGUGAGGAUACCACAAAAAGAAAAAAAUCUCAUAAAACACCAGAUAAUCUGUAUAUGGCUGAUAUGAGUAAGCAGCAGCGCGUUAUUAGAAUAAGUACUCAGCCUUCCAUAAUAAAAAAUGGCCAGUUGCGCCAAUAUCAAAUAGAUGGGAUAAACUGGCUAAUUAGCUUAUUUAAAGCUGGGAUAAAUGGAAUCCUUGCUGAUGAAAUGGGUCUUGGGAAAACAGUUCAAGCUAUUGGCUUCUUAGCAUAUCUUAAAGAAAUAGAAAAAAUAGAUGGCCCACAUCUUAUAGUUGUCCCGAAGUCAACCCUAGGAAAUUGGAUUAUUGAAUUUUCUAAAUGGUGCCCAUCAUUUCGCACUGUAAAAUUAAUUGCUGCUAAGCCAUAUCGUGAAGAAAUACUAAAAAAUGAGCUUAUUCCCGGAAAAUUUGACAUCUGUGUUACUUCAUAUGAAGGGAUCUUUAUUUGCCAAAAUUAUCUGAAAAAAUAAGUUAAAUAAUUAUUUUUGUUGAAUAAUAAUAGUAAAAAUUAUUAUUUAAAAAAAAUUAUAGUUUUUUUAUAUGUUACCAAAAAAUACAAGUGGAAAUUCCUUAUUAUUGACGAAGCUCAUAAAAUAAAAAACGAUGAAUCCAAUCUUGCUCAACUUUUGAGACAGCUGCAUAGUGACCAUCGUAUUUUAAUUACAGGAACUCCAUUACAGAAUAAUUUGCAUGAGCUUUGAAGCUUAAUGAACUUUUUGCUCCCAGACUUGUUUUCUUCAUCAUCAGAAUUCGAUGAAUGGUUUAAUCUAGGCACCGAAGAAGGUCUCAAAACUGAAGAAAUCGAGAAUAAAAAUGUAAAAAUGGUCCAGCAGCUUCACAAAAUACUUAAGCCUUUUAUAUUAAGAAGAACGAAAUCUGAAGUAGAAAAAGGAAUUCCAGCUAAAAAAGAAAUCUUGGUAGCAUUGAAUAUGACUGCACUACAAAGAGAUUUAUAUAUGCUGUAUUAUUUGAAUAAUAAAUAUGGGCUAUUAAUAAUAUUUUAAUGCAUGAUCUAUCCAAAAAGCAUAAAAAAAUAUUAACAAAUGAACUAGUGAAGCUAGACAGUAAAAGCCACUAUUUAAACGUCGUCAUGCAGCUUAAAAAAGUCUGCAAUCACCCCUUCCUUUUCCCAGGCAUUGAAGAUCUUAAUUUAAAUUAACUUAUUAAUAGAGAGGCUCUCGCCAUAAUUUUGACACAAUCACCGAGGAUCUCCGAUACCGGAGACUCGAACUUUUUGCAGCCGUGCCUUCCACCAGGGGCUGCAGUGUCUCCUCCUUAACUUUUGACUCCAGUGUUAAGUGGGCAGUCUUCUGAUUGUGCAGCCUUACUUGAGGCUAAUGGACAAGGAGCAAGGGUUUUCCACAAAAAUUCCCAAAAAAUAGAAUUUCUGGUCGACUCGGUAAAAAGGGAAAAUGCAUAGUCCAAGGCGGUCGUAACCCUCAGUUUUACGCUGGUGAAAUGCCCGAUAGGUCUAAGCAUUGCAUGCAGGCAAUGUUUUUCAACUUCCGUGCCACCUUCCCCUUGAGGCAAAAUUCAUCCUUUAAAGCGGGCUUGCGCUAGACUCUGAUAGGUCAAGAAUUGCUUAUCUAGCAUCGCUAUCCAUUUCUGAGAUAGCAAAACCUUGCUUGAUAUAAUUAAAUAUGUGCUCGAAGGGAGUCGGCGCAGCCAACCACGAAACAUCGAGACGCCAUGUUUAAUUCGAGGCAUUGAAGAUCAAAAUACCACAAAUUAUUUCGAAGGACUAGUUGCUCAUUCAGGAAAAAUGAAACUAUUAGACAGACUUUUAUUAAAAUUAAAAGAAAAUGGCUCACAAGUUUUGAUUUUUUCACAGAUGACAAUGAUGCUAGACAUAAUAGAAGAUUAUUGCUCAUAUAAAGGCUAUUUUUACUGCAGACUAGAUGGCUCAACAGAUAUAUACGAAAGAGAACAAAUGAUCGAGAAAUUUAAUAUGCCAGGCUCAGAAUAUUUUAUUUUUCUUUUAUCAACUAGAGCAGGAGGCUUAGGUAUAAACUUAGUUUCUGCAGAUACAGUGAUUUUGUAUGAUUCUGAUUGGAAUCCACAAACAGAUUUGCAGGCUAUGGACCGUGCCCAUCGUAUCGGACAGAAAAAACAGGUUAAUGUGUAUAGGCUGGUGAUAAAAGACAGCCUUGAAGAGAGGAUAAUAGAGCGACAAUGCCUUCGUCUUAAACUUGAUUCCCUUAUAAUUCAAACUGGAAGGCUUGCUCCAAAAAAUGCUCCACUUCAAAAAGAAGAACUUACUCCCCCCUUUAAAUUGGAACUAAAAAUUUUGUUCCAAUUUAAAGGGGGGUUAAUUUUAUUUUUUAAAAAAAAAAUAUCAAUAUAAAAUUUUUUUAUAAAAUAUAUAAAAAUUUCAACAAAAAAAAAUUUCAAAAACUUAUCGAAUUAGAUCAAUAAAUUUGUUUAAUAAAAUGCUAUUUACUCUUUAUCCCUUAAAAUAAAGCAAGAUAUAACUAAAUUUUCAUUAUUAGUUAAUACGCCACUGUUAAUUGGUAUCAAAAUUAUUUACACAAAAAUUAUUAUUUUGAUUGAUAAAAAAAAUUUUAGAAAAUUUAUCGAUCAAAGUGCUAAUUUUGUUUAAAUAAGAUGUUAUUUAUACUCUAUUCUUUAAAAUAAAGCAAGAAAUAAGUAAAUUUUGAAAUUAUAUAAAGAAUUCCUAUUGAGUUUAUAUCAAAACUAUCCAAAUAAAAAAUAUCAUUUUUAGCAAAAAAAACAAAAAUUUUUUUAAAUAUUUUUAAAAAAAAAAAUUAAUUUUUUUUAAAAUUUACCAAUUAAGGGUAAUAAAUUUAUUUAAAUAAGAUGUUCUUUAUACUUUUCUUUAAAAAAGAGCAAGAUAUAACUAAAUUUUUAAGAAAAAACAUUUAGCUUAUAUCAAAACUUUUUAGAUAAAAAUUAUAUAUAAUUUUUUUAUUAUAAAAUUAAAUUUUUGUUCCAAUUUAAAGGGGGUUAAUUUACCAAAAAAGUGGAAGUUUUACCGAUAUUUUGUUCCAAUUUAAAGGGGGGGGGGGGAGUUAGAGAAAUGCUUCACUAUGGAGCAGAUCAAAUUUUUAACGCGACUGAAGAAAAUUCUGACAUAACAGAAGAAGAUCUUGUAGCAAUUUUACAGCGAGGAGAGCAACAUUUGCAAAAAAUUGACCAAGACCUAGAAAACCAGCUUGAUAAGAAAAAAAUGAAUUUGGUCGAUUUUGAGUCAAAAAUCGAUAUGUGAAAUUUCGAAAGUGUAGAUUAUUCAAAAAAGAGAAAAGAAGACUCUAAAGCAGCUAUUGAACUAUUAAUGCAAGAUAAAAUUUUAGAUGAUUAUAAAGCUAGAAGAGAAAGAAAAUUAUAUAACACUGAGCCAAAAUUAGAAAUUUUACAAGGAAAUAAAGGCAAAGAGUUUAAGCCAGUCCCAGAUUAUAGAUUCUGCCAAAAUAGAGAAAGGCUGAUUGAUUUGCAGAAAAAAGAGUUUUUUAAAGAAAUUAAUGACGAAGAAAAACAAGAAUUAGAAAAACUUUUAGCGACUGGAUUUGAGUGGAACCGAAAAGAAUAUUAUUCAUUUUUAAAAGGCUGCGAAUUAUAUGGAAAAGAAGAAUAUGCAUUGAUAUCGGAAGUUAUGGGAAGCAAAACAAUGGAAGAAGUCAAAUCUUAUUCAGAAGUCUUUUGGCAACGGCUAGAUGAGCUUGAAGAAAAAGAAAAAAUCCUCAAACUUUUUGAGAAAAGACAAAGCAUGGUCGAAAAACACAAAAAUUCCCAAAAGCUUUUAGAUCAAAAAUACUCACAAUAUAAAGAACCUUGAAAAGAGCUAAAAUUCCACGUCCUGCCUUCUCACAAAUCAAAGCUGUACACAGAAGACAAUGACAGAAUUUUAGUCUGUAUGACUAAAACAGUUGGGUAUGGAAACUGAGAAGAGCUUAAAGCUUGCUUAAGAAGGUCUCCACUGUUAAGAUUUGAUUAUAUGCUAAGAUCAAGAACUACAAGUGAUUUGCAGAGAAGAGUAGACAGCCUUAUUAAAUUGUUAGAAAAAGAGUAUGAAGAAAAGGUACAUAUUUUUUCCUCUGGACUUUUUGGUGUAAAAGACAUUUCUUCUGGAGUCGAAAUUUUUUUAUCGUGAGAUAUUUGAAGAUUUUUCUCAAAAAAUGUCUCGCAGAAAAAAAUUUGCAACCAAAUUUCUCAAGGAAAUAUCUUACUAGCAAAAAGUCCUGAUCAAAUGGCAUAGAGUUGAAGAAAAAGAAAAUAAUAACGGCGAAAACCAAAAAGUUCCUUCAAAAAGAUCAAAAGAAAACAAUGAUGAGCCAAAACCACGAAAAAUAAAGAAAAUAAAGGAUGCGGAGAUUGAAAAUAAUAAUGAAAUGCAAUAA